AUGAGCUCGGGCCUUGACGACGACAACGACGACGUGCGCCACCGCUUCUUUGCAGCGUGUGCCAAGGGCGACGUGGCCACGGUGACCGAGACGCUCGCGCUCGGCGACGUCGACGUCAACGAGGUCGACGAAGAUGGCAACGGCGCGCUCCUGCUCGCGUGCAAAUACGGGCAGCUGGACGUCGCCCAGCUUCUUUUGCUGCAUCCGUGUGUCGAUGUGAACGCUUUCAACGACGCGGGCUACACGCCGCUGAUGGAAGCGGUCGAUGCGAGCCACCUCGCGCACGUCGCCGCGCUUCUCCAGCACCCAAGCAUCAACGUGGAGGCGACGGCGCCGGGCGGGUCGACCGCCCUCAUGCUCGCAUGCAUUCAAAACGAAGUCGAGAUUGUGGCGCAUCUACUCGCGUACCCCGAUAUUCAAGUUCACCACGGGCUCGAGCGCACGGGCAUCACACCGUUUAUGAUGGCGUGUUGCCAAAACAACAAGGACGUCGCGGCGCUCUUUGUGUCCCGACCCGGGUUUGACAUCAACGCGACCGCGCACGAGGGGAUCUGCGCCUUUAUGCUGGCCUGUGCCAGUGGCGCCGUCGACGUCGUGUGCUUCCUCCUCGCGCAGCCGCGUCUUCGUGUCAACCAAGUCGAUGCGAACUGCAGCACGGGGUUCCUACAAGCCUGCCGGCGCGGCCAGACGGCGGUCGUCGAGACGCUGGUCGCGCACCCGGCGACCGAUCUCCGCGCGACGACGCAGAACGGCUAUUCGGGGCUGCUACUGGCGUCGGACGGAGGACACAUGGACGUCGUCCGGCUGCUCUUGCCGCAUUCCGACAUCAACCUGGUCGAUGCGAGGGGCGUGUCAGUGCUCAUGUAUGCCGUGCAGCAAGGUCGGACCGAGAUUGUGUCGCUCCUCCUUGCGCAACCGGGGCUCGACGUCAACCGCACCGAUAGCACUGGACGCUCGGCCUUUCUGCAUGCAUGCGAACAAGGCCACGAAAAUAUUGUCACCCUCUUCGUCAACCACCCGAACGUCAACGUGCAGCAGCGUAGCCAGGACGGCUGCUCGGGCUUGGUGCUUGCGUGCGGCGCCGGCUGGCUCGGUGUCGUCGAGUGCCUCUUGAGCCAAGCAGCUAUCGACGUCUCGACGAAAACCGAGGGCGAGCCGACGCCAUGGCUUACCGCGUGCAGUGGCGGCCACGACGCCGUGCUCCGCUACCUUGUGCAAGCGCUGCCGACACUCGACAUCAACGAGACGGAUCGCGAUGGCAACUCGGGCCUCGUGCUGGCGAGUGCGAACGGGUAUCCCGCGACCGUCGACUUUCUCUUGGAUCUGCCGCAACUUGACGUUCAUCUUGCCAACCAGAUGCAGCAGUCGGCACUCCACGUCGCAUGUUCAAACGGCCACGACGCGAUCGUCGCACUGCUUUUGCCGCUCGUGUCGCCCGAGACGCUCAACGCGCCCGAUGAAGACGGCAUGACGCCACUCUUGCUCGCGAUCGCCGACAACCACGAUACGAUCGUGCUCCAGCUCUUGGCCGAGCCCACGAUCGACGUCAACGCGCCGGACGCCGAGGGGCGGACGCCUCUCAUGGCCGCGAGUCUCUUUGGCCAUGGCGAGAUUACGCUCGCCUUGCUACGGCACCCGCACGUGCGCAUCAACGCGCAGGACGAGGAAGGGUCGUCGGCGCUCUACUACGCGUCGGCCCUCGGGUUUGUCGACAUUGUCCAAGCACUGCUCGACGCGAACAAGGACAUUCAAGUCAAUGCCACGACGCUGACGGGGAUGACGCCGCUCAUGGCCGCCAUGGACCGCGACCACGACCGCGUGAUCGCGACGCUCCUCAAGCACCCCGACAUUGAUGUACCCGAGACCGCUGCCAAGCUCGACCCUGCGCAAGCCCCGUAAUAAGC
Molecule: messenger RNA, 1904 nt
Organism: Saprolegnia diclina VS20
Lineage: Eukaryota; Oomycota; Saprolegniomycetes; Saprolegniales; Saprolegniaceae
Exons: 17
Coding region: 1-1899 (632 amino acids)
Molecular function (GO): protein binding
Source: RefSeq, a predicted model, not a curated record